This is a messenger RNA of Schizosaccharomyces osmophilus, 399 nucleotides long. It is a transcript of the gene tim16, whose product is annotated as TIM23 translocase complex subunit Tim16. Gene Ontology annotation, biological process: protein import into mitochondrial matrix. The record is from RefSeq and is a predicted model, not a curated record. The transcript has 2 exons. Lineage: Eukaryota; Fungi; Ascomycota; Schizosaccharomycetes; Schizosaccharomycetales; Schizosaccharomycetaceae. Gene Ontology annotation, cellular component: TIM23 mitochondrial import inner membrane translocase complex. Bases 1 to 399 code for a protein of 132 amino acids.
AUGUCUCUACCGAAAGCAGUUGGUAAAUUUAUAAUCGUGGGCUCGCAAGUGAUGAGCCGGGCCUUUAUUCAGGCCUACAAACAGAUGGUAGCGAAUGCCGGUCAGCAAAACACAGGUACAAGCCAAGCAGGGAAUGCUGAGAAAGCAAAGGUGGCUCGACGAGGAGAAAUCAGUAUGCGUGAAGCUGGUGAUAUUUUAAACGUCAGCGUGGAUCCGUUAAACAAGGAGCAGCUAGAAGAGAGAUUUCAACGGAUGUUCAAAAUCAAUGACCCCAAGGCAGGGGGGUCUUUUUAUAUACAGAGCAAGGUAUUCCGUGCUCAUGAGAGACUUAUGGAAGAGCUGAAACAAAAAGAGCCACCAGAGACGAAUGAACAACAAGGGCAGCAACCACAUACCUAA